GUGGCAAGUCUUCACGGGAGGGUGUGUCAUGUGUGAAAUUUUAAGUCCAGUGUCCAUAGACUUCAAUUGAAACCGAUAUCUUUGCAUUGUGGUCGCUUACCAAAUACCAACUAUUCCUGCCAUCUUCAUAGUUUAGUUUUUGAGCUCUCUCGUCUUCACUUUGUAAUACAUACAAACAAACAGCUUCUUCUUUUCAUUUGUACUAUUAAUAAAAUUUCACUGUUUGAACGCUCUUUUUCUUCAUUAUCCUAGUGCGGCUAAGGUGUUUGUAUAAUUUCCCAAGAGGAAAAGAAGACUGAAACAAUAAACUGCAGUAGCCCAGUUCUUCACAGCUUGCUAUCUUGCCUUGUCUUUAGUACAUGAAUGGCAACCUGCAGCAGCUUGACUCUUCAUCAUCGUUGUUGGUCUAGAUUAGACUUACCAUGGAGACCUCCGAGACUAAUGCUAAACUUCAAUUCAGUGUCUGCAACUACUACUGUUGCUACUUCUUCUUUGGCAGGCAAAGCCCCCUUUGAGAGGUGCAGUAGUGGCCACAUUGGCAUAAGGACAUGCAGCAGGAAGUCGAAAUGGAUCAUAAAACGUUGCUCCACCAAUCCAUUUGUUGUUGUCGACGAUGAAAAAUAUGGAAAUAAGCAGGUUGUUAGUAUUACUCCAAGUCUUUAUGAAUACAUCCUUGGCAAUGUUCGAGAGCCAGAGAUUCUAAGGCAACUUCGAGAAGAGACUGCCUCUUUGCGUGGUAGUCAGAUGCAGGUGUCUCCUGAUCAGGCACAGCUACUUGCAAUGCUUGUGCAGAUUCUUAUGGCGGAGCGGUGUAUUGAAGUUGGUGUUUACACUGGAUACUCAUCAUUGGCUGUUGCAUUAGUCCUACCAGAAUCAGGUCGUUUGGUUGCCUGCGAAAGAGAUGCUAAGGCUCUUGAGGUUGCAAAGAAGUAUUAUGAACGAGCUGGUGUUUUGCACAAGGUGGAUGUAAAAUAUGGACUUGCCGCUGAUGUCCUAAAAUCACUGAUUCUGAAUGGCGAAGCUUGCAGCUAUGAUUUUGCGUUUGUUGAUGCGGAGAAGAGGAAGAAUCAAGAGUACUUUGAAUUGCUACUUCAACUGGUGAAGGUUGGGGGUCUCAUCGUGAUUGAUAAUGUCCUUUGGCAUGGAAAAGUUUGUGACCCAAUGGUAAAUGACGUGAAGACUGUUAGCAUUAGAAAUUUCAACAAACGUCUGCUGGAGGACAAACGUGUAAGCAUCAGUAUGGUAGGGGAUGGUACCUAUUGGAGAUGGCAUGACAAUAUGUCGAAAGAGAUGACCUCAAACCAAAGCAUAAGUCCUGUGCAAGUGAGAUUUUGUUGUCAAAUUUUCAGAAAGUAUCCAUAUUCAUCGGUUUCUGUGGGAUAGUUGAGGCUCAGGAUGUUUCUGCAUAGCUCUUGGAGGCUACUUGGCUCUUGGAGGCUAUGAUUUGCAGAUUAAGCUGAUUUUUGUUAAGGGCAUAAUCUUUAUUAUUUCUUCUUGUAGCUAUAACUAGUACUUGGGCUUGAGCUUUGAUUUAUUUAUUCAGCCUUGAUUGUAUAAGUUGGGUGCCCUAGUCUCUUUUAGUGUGAGAGAACAUCAUUAGAAGACCAGACAACCUAAUUUCCCCCCAAUUUUGUGGGUGUGUAACAAUUGUAGGGGUAUAGCAAGGUAGGGUUUAAGGGACCCAACUGCUUGAAAAAGUCUUGAGACCUAAGUUGGCAAAAUUUUACAGUAUUGAAGAUA
Messenger RNA from Quercus robur (English oak), 1740 nucleotides. Its product is annotated as probable caffeoyl-CoA O-methyltransferase At4g26220. Lineage: Eukaryota; Viridiplantae; Streptophyta; Magnoliopsida; Fagales; Fagaceae. Gene Ontology annotation, molecular function: O-methyltransferase activity; S-adenosylmethionine-dependent methyltransferase activity. Bases 364 to 1383 code for a protein of 339 amino acids. The record is from RefSeq and is a predicted model, not a curated record. The transcript has 10 exons.